Messenger RNA from Racocetra fulgida, 316 nucleotides. NCBI's taxonomy places the organism in Eukaryota, Fungi, Glomeromycota, Glomeromycetes, Diversisporales, Gigasporaceae. The record is from the annotation of a GenBank genome assembly.
AUGGAGGAAACAGGACGUUGUAAAUCCCAAAAAAUUAGACUUCAAUACCUUCCUAAAAAUCAAUAUGACACAAUUAAUAAUAAACCUCAGAUUAAGCGAAGGCUUAAUUCUAAACAGAAAUAUGGGAAUAUAAUUAAAUUUGAUAAAAAGGGUAAACAAAAAGAACAAGGUUCAAUGGACCUACCCCAUCGACCUUUGAAUGGAAACAUAAUAGAUUCGCCAAGCUCACCAAUUGGAGAAGAAAUUUCCGAGACGAAUGAUAUCAACGAAUAUCCUGCUCCACUCCACGAUGAUCUUUAUCGUUAUGCGUAUUUUG